AUGCAUUCAUUCAAAUAUUUUAUUAUAACUCUUCUGGGUCUUGCUAUAAACUUUCAAUGUGUAUCUCUUGCACAAUCUGAUGGUACUUCAAAAAGUGGUUUUAUUGGUAGUCCUGAAUAUAAUUAUGGAUUACAAGAAGGUGAUAUGGUGCCUCAUCCGGAUUCGAAAUCUGCUAGUGCACGUGGUGUUGCAAUAAAACCAGCAGCUACCAAUCAAUGGCCUGGUGGUAUAGUACCUUAUGAAUUUGCUUCAAACAUUUCUGCAAGCAAUACACUUUUCAUCGUAGCACAGAUGCGAGCAAUGGAAAAUCUUACAAUGGUUAAUAAUACACAAUGCAUCAAAUUUCGACCCAAAAAUGCAUCUGAUCCAUACUUCAUUACAAUAUUGAAUGGUUCUGGUUGUUCUUCUCCAGUUGGAUCGUGGGGUAGCUAUAGUGGUGUUCGUCCUGUUUCAUUGUUCGAUGGAUGGUAUUCUACUUGUAUGGUAUCAGGUAUCGUUCAACACGAAUUAACUCAUGUGUUAGGAAUGUAUCAUGAACAAUCUCGACCUGAUCGAGACUCAUAUGUGUCUAUUCAGUGGGCAAAUAUUGAUUCAGCUUAUACAAAUAAUUUUGUGAAAUACAGUGAUUCACAAGCCGAUACUCUGAUGACAUCUUAUGAUUAUGGGUCAGUAAUGCAUUAUGAAUGGAAUGCAUUUGCAACGAAUGCUAGUGCACCUACUAUUAUUCCAACAAUGAAUAGUAGUGCAUUUAUUGGACAACGUGUUCAGUUAAGUCCAGUUGAUAUUAUUGAAAUUCAACGAUACUAUGGUUGUAUUCCAACACCAAAUACUACAAAUACAACAACAGCAGCAACUAGUAGUGUUACUACAACUAAUACUACCGGUAUAACAACUAACACUACCACAGCAACAACUGUAGGUACAACGAAUACCACCAGAAUAACAACUAAUACUACCACAGCAACAACUAUGGGUACAACUAAUACUACCGGAACAACAACCAUGAGAGCAAAUACAACAUCAAUUUUGACAACGACUGCAACUACAAGGGCUGGUGUAAGAAGUAAAGGCAGUCGAUAUAGUUGUCAAUCAUACUUUGAAAUAUGUUUUAUUUGUGUGGCAUUAAUUAUUUAUUUGUCGAAGAAUGCUUGCUAA
Messenger RNA from Adineta steineri, 1155 nucleotides. Lineage: Eukaryota; Metazoa; Rotifera; Eurotatoria; Adinetida; Adinetidae. The record is from the annotation of a GenBank genome assembly.